Molecule: messenger RNA, 1077 nt
Organism: Penicillium angulare
Lineage: Eukaryota; Fungi; Ascomycota; Eurotiomycetes; Eurotiales; Aspergillaceae
Product: NAD(P)-dependent alcohol dehydrogenase
Exons: 3
Coding region: 1-1077 (358 amino acids)
Biological process (GO): alcohol metabolic process
Molecular function (GO): zinc ion binding; alcohol dehydrogenase (NADP+) activity
Source: RefSeq, a predicted model, not a curated record
AUGGCACAGACAGAUUAUAAGUUUGAGGGCUGGAUGGGCCUUGACUCCAGCUCUGCUGAGGGUAACAUGGUCUGGCAGGAGUUCCAGCCGAAGGAAUGGGAAGAGACCGAUGUUGAUAUCAAGAUUUCUCACUGUGGUAUCUGUGGCUCGGAUUUGCACACUCUUCGCAGUGGAUGGCGUCCUGCUAGCUACCCUUGCUGCGUCGGGCACGAGAUCGUUGGUACCGCCGUCCGCGUUGGAUCCAAGGUAACCGACAUCAAAAUUGGAGAUCGCGUCGGCGUCGGCGCCCAGAGUGACUCCUGCCAAAGCCGCUUUGGUGACUGCGAAGAAUGCGCCAUGGGCUUGGAGCAGUACUGCUCCAAGCAGGUCAUCGGCACUUAUAACGGUACCCACUACAACGGUAGCAAGUCAUUCGGUGGCUAUGCGCUGUAUAACCGCGUUCCUUCACACUUCGCCAUUAAGAUUCCUGAUGGGAUUUCUUCUGCGGCUGCGGCGCCCAUGCUUUGCGGUGGUGUUACUCUGUACAGCCCGUUGAAGCACAACGGUUGCGGACCCGGCAAGCGCGUUGGUAUCAUUGGUCUUGGUGGAUUGGGUCACUUUGGUGUGCUCCUUGCCAAGGCUAUGGGUGCUGAUCAGGUUGUUGCGAUCUCGCGGAAGAAGGAGAAGAGCGAGGAUGCUCUUAAGAUGGGUGCGGAUCUUUACAUUGCUACCGAUGAUGAGCCGGACUGGGCUACUAAGCACUCUCGCUCUCUGGAUCUUAUUGUUUGCACCGUUUCUUCUAUCAAGAUGCCUCUGGUCGAGUACAUUGGACUUUUGCGAACUGCUGGCACUAUGGUUCAGGUCGGUCUUCCUGAGGAGGGAGGUCUUUUUGCCCCCGUUCGCCCCCUGAUGCGUCGCCUGAACAUGCAGAGCUCGCUGGUCGGUAGCCCGAGCGAGAUUCGGGAGAUGUUCGAGUUGGUGGCUGAGAAGGGCAUCGAGCCAUGGAUUGAGGAGAUCCCCAUGAAGGAUGCCAACAAGGCGAUUGUGGAUAUGGAGGAUGGUAAGGCGCGCUACCGCUACGUGCUUUGCAAUGAGUAA